GUUCUAUUUAGCAGAGUGGACUGUCCCCAAUCAUUGCUAUUUUAUUAGAGACACGGAAAAUGAAACGCUAAGAUAAACAAAGAUAUCCAUCACAUGAUUGCUUUGAAGGAAUAUAUGUAAGUUUGGUGCUUGUUUCCCAAAACCGCAAGUCUGAAAAAAUUAAGUUUCACCAGCCAGAAAGCUUAAACAACACUAACACUUCUCAGUCUCACAACAUGCCACCAACGGUUCAAAGCUUGGAACCAGAGGACCUUGCCACACGUGGCUGCAUAGGGGUGAAUGGAGCUGUCAUAGUUGGUUGUGGUCCUUCAGGUCUUGCAAUAGCUGCUCUACUCAAAGACCAAGGUGUUCCUUUCAUCAUCCUUGAAAGAACCAAUUGCAUUGGCUCUCUCUGGCAAAACUGCACCUAUGAUCGUUUAAAACUUCACCUUCCCAAACAGCUCUGUCAGUUACCCAAUUUCCCAUUCCCAGAUCACUACCCUGAGUACCCAAAUAAAACUCAGUUCAUAGAGUACCUUGAAUCCUAUGCUAAACACUUUGACAUAAAUCCACAGUUCAAUGAAACUGUGCACUCUGCUUACUAUGAUGAAAGUGUUUCCCUAUGGAGGGUCAAGUCCAUUAAGGAAAGCAGUGAAGAAGUUGAGUACAGUUGCAGGUGGCUUGUGGUUGCAUCCGGUGAAAAUUCAGAGAAAGUGGUGCCGGUGUUUGAAGGCUUGGAAGAAUUUGGCGGCCAUGUUGCGCAUACCGGUGACUACAAAUCUGGGAAGAGGUAUAGUGGUGAGCGAGUGCUGGUUGUUGGGUGUGGAAAUUCAGGCAUGGAAGUGUCUCUUGAUCUUUGUAACAACAACGCAAGCCCGUUAAUGUUGGUCAGAAGCUCUGUUCAUGUCUUACCAAGAGAAGUUUUCGGAACAUCAAUUUAUGAAUUUGCAGCUAUGUUGAAAAAACUACUACCUCUUUGGAUGGUGGAUAAGAUACUUCUGACUCUGACCCGAUUGAUUCUGGGAAAUGUUGAAAAGUAUGGUCUGAAAAGGCCAUCCAUUGGUCCUUUAGAACUGAAGAACACUACACGGAUCUCCCCUGUGUUAGACAUGGGAGUAGUUGCAAAAAUUAAAUCUGGUCAAAUCAAAGUGGUUCCAGCUGGAAUAAGAAGAUUCUUGCCAGGGAAAGUGGAACUUGUUGAUGGCAAAGUUCUUGACAUUGAUUCUGUUAUUCUUGCUACAGGGUAUCGCAGCAAUGUGCCAUCAUGGCUUAAGGAAAAUGACUUCUUCUCCCAUGAUGGGAUUCCAAAAGAUCCAUUCCCAAAUGGAUGGAAAGGAAAAAAUGGUAUUUAUGCUAUUGGGUUCACAAGGAAAGGAAUUUUUGCCUCAUGUUUAUAUGCAAAGAAUGUGUGUCGUGACAUUGCCGAGAGCUGGAAAGAGGAAACUAAACAGAACAGCACAGGAGAUGCAAAUGACACUCCUAAGGGACUCACUUUCACAACUGAUGACGCUUUGGCUGCGUUUAAAUUGGUGGAAGAUGAUGGCAAGAAAUCGAAUUGAGCAUAAUAAAACUGGUUACUCUGUUUUGUAUUACUCCUGUUCUGUUAUCUCCUCUGUUUCUGGUUUUAUUCAUCUUUUUUUGUUACUCUAUUUUGUUUUUGUUUUGCUUAUUUUCCUCUCUUGUAGUAAGGGUGGCACCCCUUGGGCCUUUUAAUGAUAAUUUGGCUUGUAAAAAAAAAAACUGAGUAUAAUAAAACUAGAGAUUAAUGGA
This is a messenger RNA of Lotus japonicus, 1749 nucleotides long. Its product is annotated as probable indole-3-pyruvate monooxygenase YUCCA7. NCBI's taxonomy places the organism in Eukaryota, Viridiplantae, Streptophyta, Magnoliopsida, Fabales, Fabaceae. The record is from RefSeq and is a predicted model, not a curated record. The transcript has 3 exons. Bases 216 to 1538 code for a protein of 440 amino acids. Gene Ontology annotation, molecular function: flavin adenine dinucleotide binding; NADP binding; N,N-dimethylaniline monooxygenase activity.